AUCCUAGGAGUGACAUCUUCGCUAACCACAUUUUCUCAGCCUACAACAUGAAAUUGCUUAUUGCAUUCGCAGCCUUGGUGACAAUGGCUUUGGCUGCCCUAGCUGGCGAUGAAGUAAACGCCGCUGUGCUGAAGUUUGACAGUGAUGUUGGUGUUGACGGAUACAAGUUCGCUUAUGACACCAGCAACGGAAUCAGGCACCAGGAAUCGGGUCAGCUGAAGAGUAUUGCUGAUGCUGCUGCUGUAGUCGUCACAGGAACCUACACGUACACGGCGCCCGAUGGACAGACCAUCACCCUGAACUAUGUUGCCGACGAAAAUGGAUUUCAUCCGGAGGGAGCUCAUUUGCCACAGAUUUAGAUUAGAGCCAAGCGCUGCAUCGUAAAGUAGUGUCAGAUCCAACAUUGCCCCUCAUCAUCUGGUGUGAAAAUACUUAUGUGUUGUACAAUUUUUUUAAAAUCGAAUUCAUUACCUCUCCACCAACUGUCAUGUCAUGGUCAAUUUGAUAAAAGCUUAAACGCGUCGUUCUACUCGUGGUUAUGUCGAAGAAGCGCGCCACACCGACGAUGGCAACGAAACGAGAAUGCGUUGUCAUCGCAGUAUGUUUUUCUCGCUUCAUCAAUGUGACUUAUGAAAUUAAUAAAAUCUUUAUUGACGCGGA
Messenger RNA from Wyeomyia smithii (pitcher-plant mosquito), 660 nucleotides. Its product is annotated as larval cuticle protein 65Ag1-like. The record is from RefSeq and is a predicted model, not a curated record. Gene Ontology annotation, molecular function: structural constituent of chitin-based larval cuticle. Gene Ontology annotation, cellular component: chitin-based extracellular matrix. The transcript has a single exon. Bases 48 to 359 code for a protein of 103 amino acids. Lineage: Eukaryota; Metazoa; Arthropoda; Insecta; Diptera; Culicidae.